AUGACCGUCCAGAAACCCACAGGUGGGGAUGCCAAUGGGGAUGCAGCCGACACUGGUCCAGUUGCGAUUCCGGAGGACUUCACCAUAGACAAGGAUGCUCGGUACACUGGCUCCGUAAUUGACUUCAACAAAUGGAGAGGGUUUGGGCACAUAGCCCUGGACCAGAAGGAGGUCGUGCCAGGGGACAAAGUUUUUGUCCACUGGAACAACAUCCAGACAGAGGACCGAUUCCCCCGCUUGCAGCAGGGGCUGCAGGUGGAAUUUGGCCUUGUGAUUUCGCAGGGCUGGCGGGGGUGGAACAAACUUCGGUCACUGAAGGCCAAGACCGUGACGCUCCCCGGUGGAGGCAUGGUGAACAUCCAGGCUGCCAUGGAUGCGGAGAAUAUGACGUUUGUUGGCGCACAGAACUUCCGCUACACUGGCACCGUCAAGUUUUUCGAUCCAUUCCGUGGUUUUGGGUGGGUCGUUAUAGACGAUGGCUACGCCAUGGACGAGCCCGUCCCAAAGGAGAUCAAGGUGGAAGCAUGGGAGCUCAACACGGGCGGCAAGCGCCUUCGAAUGAGAGUCGACAAGCUUGCGAUUGAGUUCGGCAUUGUCAAAAGCAAGAAGGGAGAUUCUUACAUGGCCUACAAUGUCACGCUGCCAGGUGGCGCGCCAAUUACUCAGGAGGCCAUGGAACACCGCAAGGAAGAAGGCGGUCAGAGGUAUACUGGAACCGUGCAGUGGUGGCAGAGGUGGCAGAACUGGGGACACAUUGUCCCGGAUGCCGGCCAAGCUUUGCCACCUGCAGUGCAAAUGAAGCUGGAGGCAGCGGUUGCUCAAGCGGCCGCCAAGGCCAAGCCAGAUGGAAAGCCUCCAGAGAUGUUGCUCUAUUUCCGCAAGGUCGAUUGCGAAUGGAGCCUCCGACCAGAAGUUGGGAAAAAGGUUUCUUUUACCGUCUACUUAGAUGACAAAGGUGCCGGGGCCAAGGAUGUCAUGCCUCUAGAGGAAUGA
Messenger RNA from Symbiodinium natans, 993 nucleotides. Lineage: Eukaryota; Dinophyceae; Suessiales; Symbiodiniaceae. The record is from the annotation of a GenBank genome assembly.